Molecule: messenger RNA, 1500 nt
Organism: Amphibalanus amphitrite
Lineage: Eukaryota; Metazoa; Arthropoda; Thecostraca; Balanomorpha; Balanidae
Exons: 2
Coding region: 578-1147 (189 amino acids)
Cellular component (GO): chitin-based extracellular matrix
Molecular function (GO): structural constituent of chitin-based larval cuticle
Source: RefSeq, a predicted model, not a curated record
ACAAAAUCGGCAGGUAACUCGCAGACCGGGGUCGCUCACGAGCAAUUAAAAAGAAAAAGGUAGUUAACGCUUACUAUAUUUAGUGAUAGGUAUGAAACUUUUGGAUUCAUAAAAAGCCCCCCCCCCCCUCCACCCUAAAAAACUUCAGGUUCAAAACAGCAUUCAUAUUAGCCCUGGAGAGGAAGAACUGCCUGGCGAGACAAUGAGAUGGAGAAAAUGGAUCUCACCACUGCAAAGAAUAUUAGCGGGCUAAUUAAUUUUCCGGCGAGUGCCAAUAUUCCAGUUGUUGACGGGGUGAAACAGAGCCGACUGCCGCCGAGCGGGACAGGCAGGCGCGGCCCAGAUGAGCCGUCGGCCUUGAGCAGGCAGUAUCGCCGGUGCCAUCUUCAUCUGGGGCGGGCUGUUUUUGCGAGGCGCCUGUGCAAUUCUGCGCGAUCCUGCGGGACCGCGCCCAGACGGCCCUGUCGCCGCCGGCGGCCGGCCUGGUCCCCUAGGUGGGUAUAUAUAAUCCACCGCGGCGGUCCCCACCGCAGCAGCAGCAGCAGCAACAGGCGGGGCACCGGACCAGAGCGCAGACAUGAAGCUCCUCGUGGUGGCGCUGCUGUGUGCGGCCGUCUCGCGCGGCCAGCCGGCCGGCUGGAGCGGCGCGCUGGCCGGCUGGCAGCGCUGGAGUCGCGCCGCGACCUCCCCGCACACGUUCGCCGACAGCAUCGGCCGCUCGGCGCGCUCGCAGAGCGCCCUGCUCGGCGUCACCGACAACCAGUACCGCUACAUCGACGCCGAGGGCACGGUGCGCACCGUCAAAUACUGGGCCGACACGCCCAGCCUGCGGUCGUCCGGCGCACAUACGCCGCACAGCCCCCAGCUGCGGAUGGCGGCGCCCGCACCGGCGCCCGUCCAGGACACGCCCGAGGUGGCCGCCGCCAAGGCCCAGUUCAUGGCCACGUUCCGGAUGGCCCAGCAGGGCGUGAUACCGGCGCCCGUCCAGGACACACCCGAGGUGGCCGCCGCCAAAGCCGAGUUCAUGGCCACGUUCCGCGCCGCUCAGAGGGCCCAGCGGAAGCGACGGUCCGUGACAGUGGGCCUCAGCCAUACACCAGCCUCAACGGCGCUGCUACCAGGAGCCUACUGGAGUCCAGUCUACUGAGAUGCUGCCAGGAGCCUACUGGAGUCCACUCUACUGAGCUGCUGUCAACAGCCUACUGGAGUCCACUCUACUGAGCUGCUGUCAACAGCCUACUGGAGUCCACUCUACCGAGCUGCUGUCAGCAGCCUACUGGAGUUCACACCAUUGAGUUGCUGUCCCAGUCGGGUCUGCUGGAAUCCACUCUACUGAGCUGCUGUCAACAGCCUACAUGGGUUCACACUAUUGAGUUGCUGUCAACAUUCUAUUGUAUUCUCAUGAGCUGCUGUUGGUAACAAUCAGCUAUGUCUAAAGUGUGCUAGAUUCAUGCCAGUGAAUUUUUGCACUAUUAAUAAAUGUUGGUGUGACAGGCUGCA